Messenger RNA from Dentiscutata heterogama, 157 nucleotides. Lineage: Eukaryota; Fungi; Glomeromycota; Glomeromycetes; Diversisporales; Gigasporaceae. The record is from the annotation of a GenBank genome assembly.
CCUGCUGCAAAACGACUCUCCCUUGGAGCCAAAACACCACGGCGUUCAUUGUCUUCCCUAAUAAGUGAAACACGUGCAAAACUUGCCGAGACUUCUAGCGUGUCUAUAUUUAAUACUCCAUUAGGAAAAAAAAAUGCACCUAGAAGACUAACAAAGA